AUGGAGCCGAAUACUCUACUUGUACAUGUGGAAGGUGCACGCGGCCUGUAUCUGAAGAAUCAUGUCACGUUGGAUGCGUACGCGACUGUUGUUCUUCACGGGAAAGGCUCCAUGCGUAGUCGUGCCAUUACAGAAGUGGUGAACACGGAUGGUGAUUGUCGAUGGGAUGAACAUUGUGAAUUCAAAGUGACGGACAAGUCUACGCAUAUAACGGUGACCGUCCAGAGCAAAACGAAAUUUGGCGGAGCAGAGGUAAUCGGUAAAUGUGAAGUUCCGAUUGAUCAAGCAAAAAAAGUAGGUGGACAUAUGUGGUUUGCACUGAAGAAGAAACGGGACGACAGCAAAUACAGAGGCGAAAUCCAGUUGCAAUUCACGUUUACCUAUGAGAAGCCGUCACUGUCUGUUUCAAACACAUCCUUGAACAAGAUAGAAAAAGACGGAAUGUUAGAUAAAAUGAAGAGGAAAAUCAAGAUGGUUGGUGGCAAACACAAGCAGGCUGAGGAUACGAUGUCAGUGACAAGUGGAGUAAGCAGUGCCAGUAUGACAAGCUCGCGCAGCACUCGUUUUAUGAGCCGUCUCAACAGAACGAUCAGCAAAAAACUAUCGUCACUUCAAGACGGGCAUACGAUAUUCUCACAAAACGAUGCAAACUCAUCGUUGGAAUCGAAUGGGCAUUUGGCUCCUCCAGUCCCGAACGGCAACGCUGUUGUCUACCGUGAGGGAAAGCAGAGCAACGUCUCACGUCCGUCGUCCACAAUAAGCGGUAUCGAUUUCAACGAAGAUCCAUCCUAUACGCAAUCAAAUCGGCUGUCAACCCCGAUCUCCAAUGGGGGCCAGUUCACCCAGAACGUUGGCGGCUCGCCUACGGCGUCGACAGCUGAAUCAUUUCAUCGAGCAAACAGCAUUAGAAGUGUAGCGUCUUCUGGUUUUGGAGGAUCAAACAAACCAGCGAAACAAAGAAACGACGAUUUGGCGUAUUCACAGCAAGAUUUGCUGGCCCUUGUGGACAGUUUACGUCUUGAGCUACGUGUCAAAGAUUCACGUUUGCGUGAUAUGGAAGAGUACAUGGAUAAUCUGAUUUCACGAGUAAUGGAGCGAAAUCCAGAACUUCUGGCUGCGCCCUUGGCUCCGGACAAGCCAAAACGUCGUUAUUUCUAA
Molecule: messenger RNA, 1158 nt
Organism: Haemonchus placei
Lineage: Eukaryota; Metazoa; Nematoda; Chromadorea; Rhabditida; Trichostrongylidae
Source: the annotation of a GenBank genome assembly